AUGGAUUUUCCCAAUUGCACUGAAGGGGUUUAUGCCACAAGCAGCGGUGGUUAUGACUCACUGGAAACCACCAAACCCCCUUCCAGUAAGAUCCUGCUUACGCUGACCCUGUCUGUAGUGGCUAUCCUGACUACAUUUUUCAACUGCCUGGUGAUCACAGCUAUCGCGGUCACCCGCAAGUUACAUCACCCAGCCAACUACCUCAUCUGCUCAUUAGCAGUGACCGACCUGCUGGUGGCUGUGCUGGUCAUGCCCUUUAGUAUCAUGUACAUCCAAAAAGAGAGCUGGGUCAUGGGCAAGGUGGUGUGCACCAUCUGGUUAAGUGUGGAUGUCACUUGUUGCACAUGCUCCAUCCUCCAUCUUGCUGCAAUUGCCAUUGACCGUUACAGGGCCAUUACUGAUGCUGUGGAGUACUCUCGGAAACGCACAGGGGCCAGGGCAGGGGCGAUGGUGGCGGUGGUGUGGCUCUUGUCCAUCUUCAUCUCGCUUCCUCCACUGCUGUGGCGGCACUACAGUGGGGAUGCAGAGCAGGAAGACCAGUGCAUCAUUAUCCACCAUCACAUGGCGUUCACUCUGUAUUCCACAUUCGGAGCUUUUUACAUCCCCUUGCUGCUCAUCCUUAUCCUCUACUAUAAAAUCUACAGGGCUGCUCAGACCCUAUACAUGCGCAGGGAGGCAAGCCGGGCUAGCCGUCACUCGUGUAUGACCAAUGGGAGCAUGAUCCCAUCAUCCUACCCUGCUGGAGAUGAUGACGAUGAUCGGGGGCCUCAAAGUCCGGUGCCCAUAAGCCCACCAGAAAAGUCUUUCUCUGAAGCCUCAACUGAGGAACCUCCACGUGAACGGGUGCGUGUCUCAAAAAAGACUUUCCAGUGCAAGUCUCGCCGGCACGAGUCACGUAGUGAGUCACGUAGUGAGUCGCGUCGCAGCCAGUUUUACCAAGGACCACGGAUCUCAGGCUCAAGGGAGCGCAAAGCGGCGUCAACAUUGGGGUUGAUAAUAGGAGCAUUUGUCAUCUGUUGGUUGCCGUUUUUUGUCAAAGAGGUGAUCGUCAACACUUGCAGUUCUUGCAGUACUUCGAUGGAGAUGGCUGACUUUCUGACAUGGUUGGGGUACCUCAACUCGCUGAUUAACCCUCUUAUCUACACCAUAUUUAAUGAAGACUUCAAAAAAGCUUUCCAAAGACUUGUUAGGUGCAGUCAUUACCUCUGA
Scomber japonicus (chub mackerel) is the source of this 1209-nucleotide messenger RNA. RefSeq names its product 5-hydroxytryptamine (serotonin) receptor 1Fa (gene htr1fa). Bases 1 to 1209 code for a protein of 402 amino acids. Gene Ontology annotation, cellular component: plasma membrane. Gene Ontology annotation, molecular function: G protein-coupled serotonin receptor activity. The transcript has a single exon. Gene Ontology annotation, biological process: adenylate cyclase-activating adrenergic receptor signaling pathway. The record is from RefSeq and is a predicted model, not a curated record. NCBI's taxonomy places the organism in Eukaryota, Metazoa, Chordata, Actinopteri, Scombriformes, Scombridae.